Messenger RNA from Macrobrachium nipponense, 2732 nucleotides. RefSeq names its product loricrin-like. The record is from RefSeq and is a predicted model, not a curated record. The transcript has 2 exons. Bases 129 to 2222 code for a protein of 697 amino acids. NCBI's taxonomy places the organism in Eukaryota, Metazoa, Arthropoda, Malacostraca, Decapoda, Palaemonidae.
UUCGUUGUUUUUGCUAGGCGGACUUUUUUUUUUAUGGAAGAGAGGGCCUGUACAUAACCCCACGUGACGCCUUCAACCACGCACACUCCCUUCUUGACCACCGCUCCGAGAACAUCGCCGCCGACGACAUGAAGCUCACGAUUCUUUUGUUAAUACUGGGCCUUUCAGCUGCGUGGGCAGCUGAAGAAUCUCCCGUAGAAGUGCCAGAAAAGGUAGAAGCGCCAGAAAAGGACGAUACUGAAGCUGGUAAACCAGCCACAGCAGAAGAAGAUGCUACUCAACGUGAUAAAAGGCACUAUUUCUUCCCCUAUUUUCCAGAAUAUGGUUUCACUAGGGGACACCAUGAUGGUCUUCCAGAUGUGAUUGACACGGCACCAAGAGACUUCCAGCGUUAUUAUGGACACGGAUUUAGACCCUCCUUCAAUCCUUACAUGUAUGCUCAUUUUUAUCCUUACCAUCCGUUUUACAAUCCUCAUGGAUUUGUCAACAGAGGUCAUAGAUGGUCUGCAGCUUAUAUCUCUAGUCAAGGAUUUGGAGAUGAUUGUUCUCGUUUCCCACCACAUACACAUGGAUCUGGUCAACCAGGACAACCUCCUUCAGGCACUACCCCUGGUAGUGGUGUAUCAGGUGGGUCCCCAGAUUCCUCAGCUGCAGGCAGUACAGGCUUUGGGCUCAAUGUGUCACCCUCUUUUGGCACCGGAGGACCUACAGGAAGCUCUGGUAGUUUUGGAGCACCUGGUAGUUUUGGAGCACCUAGUAGCUCUGGUGGUUUUGUAGGAGGUAGUAGCACAGGCUUUGGAUCAAAUGGUGGGUCUGGAUUUGGAUCAGGUGGCUCAAGCUUUGGAUCAACUGGUGGCUCUGGAUUUGGGUCAAGUGGCUCAAGCUUUGGAUCAACUGGUGGGUCUGGAUUUGGGUCAGGUGGCUCAAGCUUUGGAUCAACUGGUGGGUCUGGAUUUGGGUCAAGUGGCUCAAGCUUUGGAUCAAAUGGUGGGUCUGGAUUUGGGUCAAGUGGCUCAAGCUUUGGAUCACCUGGUGGGUCUGGAUUUGGGUCAGGUGGCUCAAGCUUUGGAACAAAUGGUGGGUCUGGAUUUGGGUCAAGUGGCUCAAGCUUUGGAUCAACUGGUGGGUCUGGAUUUGGGUCAGGUGGCUCAAGCUUUGGAUCAAAUGGUGGGUCUGGAUUUGGGUCAAGUGGCUCAAGCUUUGGAUCAACUGGUGGCUCUGGAUUUGGGUCAAGUGGCUCAAGCUUUGGAUCAAAUGGUGGGUCUGGAUUUGGGUCAGGUAGCUCAAGUUUUGGAUCAAAUGGUGGAUCUGGAUUUGGGUCAGGUUCUGGUGGGUCAAGCUUUGGCUCUGGAAGUGGAUCUGGUUUUGGAUCAAGCAGUGGGUCGGAUUUUGGAAGUAGUUCAGGCUUUGGUUCUUCAAGUGGUUCUGAUUUUGGAAGCAGUUCGAGUUUUGGUUCUGGUGGGUCUGGUUCAAGCCUUGGCUCUUCUAGUGGAUCAGAUUUUGGAAGCAGCUCAAGCUUUGGUCCAGGGGCAUCUAGUUUUGGAAGUAGCUCAGGUAGUUCUGAUUUUGGAAGCAGCUCAAGCUUUGGUUCAGGGGGAUCUGGUCUUGGAAGUAGCUCAGGUAGUUCUGAUUUUGGAAGUAGCUCAAGCUUUGGUCCAGGGGCAUCUAGUUUUGGAAGUAGCUCAGGUAGUUCUGAUUUUGGAAGCAGCUCAAGCUUUGGUUCAGGGGGAUCUGGUUUUGGAAGUAGCUCAGGUAGUUCUGAUUUUGGAAGUAGCUCAAGCUUUGGUUCAGGGGGAUCUGGUUUUGGAAGUAGCUCAGGUAGUUCUGAUUUUGGAAGUAGCUCAAGCUUUGGUUCAGGGGGAUCUGGUUUUGGAAGUAGCUCAGGUAGUUCUGAUUUUGGAGGUAGCUCAGGCUUUGGUUCUUCUAGUGGCUCUGAUUUUGGAAGCAGCUCAAGCUUUGGUUCUUCUAGUGACUCUGGUUUUGGAGGUGGUUCUAGCUUUGGUUCUGAUUUUGGAAGCAGCUCAAGCUCUGGUUCUUCUAAUGGGUCUGGUUUCGGAAGUGGUUCCAGCUCUUUCGGCAGCAGUAGUUUCAGCGGCUCUAGUAAUUCCCUCACCCCUAGGGAUACAAGUGCAGUUAGUAAUACUACCGACAAAGCACCCCAAGAGAAGCCUGUAAAGGUAUCUGCAACAAGCGACAAACCUAAAAAGGAAACUGCUCCUUAAACAUGUUUACUGAUCUCUCUAGCAUUAAUGUGUAAAGUAUUAGACUGGAAGCAGUUACACGACAACUGCGUCUGGCGUGAACAUAUCUGAUUAUUUACUCUUGCCUUUGCUUCAUAGUUGGCAAACAGGAAAGUGUCUUCCACUAGCUGAGGCUUGAUAGCACCUGUGAUGAUUAUCUAAGUGAACUCUACGUAUUGUUCCUUUUUUUUCCUUCUUACUGCACUGGGAAGCAUCUCCCGUCUGUUGCUUCACUAUUUUACUUUGCCCUGAGAGAUUAUGCAGGAAUUAAGAACUCUGUAUAACACUUGCCUCUAGGUUGUUACCACUUUGUGUGAAGGAAAGAAUGUAGCCAUUUUCAGUACCGUCACUGAAAAAGGAUGAUGUCCGAAAUGGUACAAAAGUUGGCAUUCUUUUCAUGAAUAAUCGACCAAAACUUCUUAUGUGAUAAUAAUGUUUUAGGGCAUUUAUUGUAUUAUAUAUGACUAUAUAGAAUAAAUGAUUUUCUUAAAA